AUGCUGUAAUACGCAAUUCAAUAAUCUAUAUUAGAAUAAGAAAAUGGUGGAUAAAAUAUGAACCCUGAUGAAAUGACAUAUGAGUAAUUAUUAGCAUUAGAAGAAAAAAAUGGUAAAGUGUGUGUUGGUUUAAAUUAGGAACAAAUAGAGAAAAUUCCAAUUGCAAAUUUUAAUAGAAAAUUAAAACAUUUUUAAGAUAAAUGCAGCAUUUGUAUUACUGAAUUUAAUAUUGGGUAAUAAGUAAAAAUUUUAGACUGUAAGCAUUUUUAUCAUGUUGAAUGCAUUUCAAGUUGGCUAAAAGAUUAAAAAAAAUGUCCCGUCUGCAAAAAUGAAAUACUUAUUUGA
Ichthyophthirius multifiliis is the source of this 345-nucleotide messenger RNA. RefSeq lists its product as hypothetical. The record is from RefSeq and is a predicted model, not a curated record. Lineage: Eukaryota; Ciliophora; Oligohymenophorea; Hymenostomatida. Gene Ontology annotation, molecular function: ubiquitin protein ligase activity. The transcript has 2 exons.